GCUAGAAGAGGCGGGACUUAGCCUGUCCUAUGUCAUCAACUCACGGCGCUUUGUUGAAAAGAAAGAAGGAGGAAAACAUUUGGAUUUAUUGUAAACAAGCCGGGUUAAGCUAAGAUAACGUGUCAGUUGUUUUGCUGUACUGAAAAGACAGCGAAGUGUGCAGUUACACCAAGGUCGACCGGUGAAAAGUGGCGUUGCUGUGGGACUAAAUCUGUUCGGUUAGCAUUAAUUAGCAUUAGCCACUACAGGAGGCUGUCCAGAUUGGAGCGGAAGGAAUUCCAGACGUUGGGAAGAAGGGGAGAAAUCAAUGCUAAGAUGUCUCCCGCAAGUUGGAUAACAAUUUAUUUUACACUUCCACCAGGAUGUAUGGCAUCAUGAACCCGGAGCGUGUGUCCGCUUGACCGAUAUAUCACCGAACGAGCGAUUUGAUGAUGAUUUUGUAACUGCUAAUGUCACCAGUUUAGCGAGUUAGCCACGUAGCUACGUAGCUUUCAGUGGGAAGACAUUUAAAAUGGCGGAGGGUUGGUCCAUUCCUUCGGCCCUGGUCUUCACGCUAUUGAGUCUGAACGUCUGGGCCUUUGAGCCGUGUCCUGCUCCGUGCUCGUGUUUUGAAGGACAGGAUGGGGUCCAUGUUAUGGACUGCAACAGAAAAAGGCUGUCGACGGCUCCUUUCGAGCCACCUGACGGGAUAAGCCAAGUCACCAUGAAUCACAAUGAGCUCACUGCUCUUCCGUUUCUUGGAGACGUCUCCUCAAACAUCACCUCGUUGUCAUUAGUCCACAAUCGGAUCUCGGAGCUGUUGAUGCAUCAGCUGCAUCCAUAUGUUGCCUUGGAAACCUUGGAUCUGACGUCUAACUUCAUCUCAGAGCUCAAAGUUGGAUCCUUCCCAACUAUGCAGUUGAAAUAUUUAAAUUUAAGUAAUAACAAGAUCAGUGUCCUUGAGCCUGGUUGCUUUGAGAACAUCUCCAGCUCCUUGCUGGUACUGAAGCUAAACAGAAACCGAUUAGUCAUGCUGCCAACCAAAGUCUUCAAACUUCCUUCCCUUCAGUUCCUUGAAAUGAAACGUAACAAGAUCAAGACAGUGGACAGUUUGACAUUUAAAGGGAUGGACUCACUGAAGUCACUUAAAAUGCAAAGAAACGGUAUCACUAAGCUUAUGGAUGGAGCAUUUUUUGGACUUAACAGCAUGGAAGAAUUAGAGUUGGAGCACAACAACCUCACUGAGGUCACCAAAGGUUGGCUGUACGGCCUGCGCAUGCUGCGUUUCCUGCGGGUCAGCCACAAUGCUGUUGGCACCAUCCAACCAGAUGCCUGGGAGUUUUGCCAAAAGCUGGAAGAACUGGACUUGUCGUUUAAUCAUCUGACUAGACUCGACGAGACAGCUUUUCAAGGAUUGGGUUUCCUAGAGAACCUAAACCUGGGAGAGAACUCUAUCAGCCAUUUGGCAGAGGGAGUGUUCAGCGGUUUGACAAGUCUGCAGACUCUAGAUAUCCGCAAUAACGAAAUCUCCUGGGCAAUUGAAGACUCCAUUGGUUUAUUUGACGGAAUGAAGAAGCUGAAAACCCUAAUCCUCCAGCGGAACAAAAUCAAAUCGAUCACAAAGAAAGCAUUUGAGGGCCUCGAGGAGCUGGAGCACCUUGACCUCGGCAAGAAUGGCAUCAUGUCGAUACAUCCUGAGGCGCUUUCCCAUAUGAAGCUCAGAGUGUUUGUCCUGAACACGAGCAGCCUCCUGUGUGACUGCCAUAUGCAGUGGCUGGGGCCUUGGCUGAUUGACAACCAGUUCCAGGAUUCUGUCUCUAUCUGUGCUCAUCCCUCCAGUCUACUUGGUCGCAGUGUUCAGUCCAUCAGCCUGGAGGAGUUUGUUUGUGACGAUUUCCCCAAGCCUCAAAUUACGACUCACCCAGAGACGUCCGUGGCCCUGCGGGGGAACAACGUCAGUCUGAGCUGCAUUGCAUCCAGCAGCAGUGAUUCACCGAUGACCACAGCUUGGCGAAAGGACGGGGAGGUGCUGUAUGAUGCAGAUGUGCAGAACUUUGCCCGGUACCAGGAAGGCGAGCUCAUUUACACCACUGUGCUUCACCUGCUCAAUGUCAACUUCACCGACGAGGGCCGGUAUCAGUGUGUGGUCUCCAAUCACUUUGGCUCCAACUAUUCCAACAGGGCCAAGCUCACUGUAAAUGAGCUGCCAUCAUUCCUCAAGACUCCAAUGGAUCUGACAAUCCGGACUGGGACUAUGGCCAGGCUGGAGUGUGCUGCUGAAGGCCAUCCGUCACCCCAGAUCGCUUGGCAGAAGGAUGGAGGCACCGACUUUCCUGCUGCCCGCGAGCGCAGGAUGCAUGUGAUGCCAGAAGAUGACAUCUUCUUCAUUGCCAACGUGAAAACAGAGGACAUGGGAGUGUACAGCUGCACAGCUCAAAAUGCAGCUGGCAGCCUGUCUGCAAACGCUACUCUCACCGUCCUGGAAACUCCAUUCUUCUUGCGCCCCCUGGAAGACAAAACGGUGGCUCGCGGUGAAACCGCCGUGCUGCAGUGUAUUGCUGGAGGGAGCCCUUCUCCCCGACUCAACUGGACCAAAGACGACGGCACCCUGACGCUCACCGAGCGCCACUUCUUUGCUGCUGCCAACCAGCUCCUGAUCAUUGUAGACGCUGGCCCUGCCGAUGCUGGGAAAUACACCUGCAUCAUGUCUAAUACUCUGGGGACGGAGCGUGGCCACAUCCUGCUCAGCGUGUCGCCAUCGGCUAACUGUGACACGGGUGCAGGGUAUGAUCAGGACGGCUGGACCACUGUGGGCAUCGUGGUUAUUGUGGUGGUGUGUUGUGUUGUUGGAACCUCACUGGUCUGGGUCAUUGUCAUCUACCAAAUGCGCAGGAGAAGCGAAGACUACAGUAUCACCAACACGGAUGAGAUGAAUUUACCAGCAGACAUUCCCAGCUACCUGUCCUCCCAGGGGACGCUGUCAGAGCCUCAGGAAGGCUACAGUAACUCUGAGGCAGGCAGCCACCAGCAGCUCAUGCCUCCUUUCUCCAAUGGAUAUAUUCAUAAGGGAACAGAUGGUGUCUGUUAUGGAGACGCAAGCAGCGAGAUAGAAGCUGAGGGGAAUGGGAUGCUGCAUUGCAGGAUGGGUUCUCUGUUCACUGGCCGUAGUAGCUUCCACCCUGGAGAGCCCCAUGAUGGACUGGGUGGACUUCCUCCAGGUGGUGCAGGUCAGCUGGUCAUCUGCUCCGACUGCUACGACAACGCCAACAUCUAUUCUCGCACACGGGAGUACUGCCCUUAUGCCUAUCUGGAGGAGGAUGACCCACUGGACAGAACUCUACCAGGUCUGAGGGAGGGUUUCAGCAAACAUGCCCAGCACAAGGGCACCACAGGACUGGAGAGCCUCAUUAGCAACCAAGACUCCUCAGGGUUCCUGACCUCACACGACAAAAGCAGCGUCAUCCCCCCAGAACACUAUGCUAAAGACACAGUUUGCAGGUCGUUGUGGGGACAAGAGGAAGAUCCUUCCUGGAAGCCUCACCUGGGAGUGUCCCAGCACACAGUGACUCUACACAGGACACCCGUUGUGACUUCGCCUGCUGACAGGGCAGAGGAAGCAGAGGUGGACUGUUUAGCCAGGCAGUGCACACAGCAGCACAGAAGUGCCUCUACAAGGACUAACCCUCAGGAGCACCCUGCUCCCACGUAGGUCCUCAUGCACCACCCACUUUCUGCCUCUGACUCCUUAUUGCUGCACCACCUUCCCAUCACCCACUACCUCCAAAGAGACUCCUCACAUUCUGCCAAAGAUGCUCUCUUGUAUGUUUACAUUCCCCCUUCACUCAAGAGGACACGCUAACAUUAUCCACUAUUGAAAGACUGCUGUCAGGCUGGAGACAUGGACCUGUGAUUAAAGUAAGCUCCUGCUUGACAGCUCCACCUCUGCAGACCCCCUGUCACUUCCCUUUGUCAUCUUUCUAGAGAAAUCUAUGAAUGUAUGCUUUAAAGAGCCAUGCAAGAGAGAAUGCCAACACACGGUCGCGUCUCCACAAGCUCUGUCCCUCGUCCCUGCUGCUAUGGAACUCUAAUGGUACGUUGGUGUGGACACGCCUGCAGUUUUACACAUCAUCUCUGGUACAGACACCGGCUGGAGCAGCCGACAUGACUUUGCUUGAAUCUACAAACCAUCUCCUCCCAAGCGCGGACAGAGGGUUUUAAAAGGGUGAAGUUCUCUGACCAGCAGAUUGUGGUUGUUAAUAUAAAAGAACCUUGAAAGUAUACGUCCCGCGUUCCCACACUUACAGUGACUGAUUCCAAUCUGAACUGUGAUCUGUAGCUGUUUUUGCAGAGACGGUGACACCAAAAUGUGGUGUAUAUUAUGAACACACAUGAAUAUCCUGUAUCCGCUUUAUCUGAAUUUGUUUUUGUCUUGUGUCAAAAUCAAAGGGUUCAUUGAUGAUUUUCUGACUAAGCAGUUUGGGUAGAACUCAGUUCUUUGCACAUGUGACAAUCCUAGUUUUGCUGGCCGUCUAAGCGGUUGUUUAUUUGAUGGCCUUUCCAACAACCUCGAUCAGCUGACGUGGUUUCUCUACGAAAUGCACUGAUUUGUUUUGACUUGUCAUGUCUUACAGGCACUUAAUUUAAUGGUGCUGAUCUUUAUUAUGCAGUGUGCAUGUUGUUUCACAUUGUGGGGAUUUAGCAUCACGAUUCUAAUCUCUAAACGUUCACAAUCCUCCUGUAGAUAUUGAUUACGCCUAGAAUUUCACUUGGGACUGUGAAAAAUGAGAAUGUAUUGUAUUAUUUUAUGUAUGUAUGUGUACAUAAAGCUAGUUAUCUAUUGAAUUCAAUGUCGGUUGCAAGGAGACGUGACAUAUGACUCACUGCAGUAACUUUAAAAUCGUAUUUAUUUAAUGCCCCUUUAGCCGCAGUGUUACAGGCGAUUACACGGUGGUUCAGGAACACGAUGGAAACAGUAGAUGCAACGUUUGCUUUGUGCGUUUGAAAGGAUGUGGACUUGAUCAGGUUUGAUCCCGUGCGUUGUCUUUGUUAAGUCCUCCUCAUUGCUGCACUUGCUGAUGCCGUGUAGUAACUCAGCCCUGCAACAAUGUCUGAAUCCUCCUCCAACUGUCUCUCGUGUCUGCUGCGUUUAUGAGGGCAAGCAAAUUAAAACAAUGCAGAAUAAACAUCUCGAAGGAUCACGUCACCGUGUGCAGCACAUUCAUACCUAUAUUAAAGUAUUUAUUGCAGGACGUUACCAUCGGCUGCUGUCAUUGUGAGGUUUAUUUGUGUGUGAUGAAGGCUUUUGCUGCCUGCUGCUUUUGUUCUGACCUUCUCGUAGUGAGACAGAAUGUUUGAGGACACUAAAAGGCAGAUGUGAGACCGUGUGGCUCAGAUCUAACCCCACCGUUAGUUAGAACCUUCCUACUGUAGCAGACUGGCUACUGGCUGGAGGUGAAGGCGUCUUCACCUCCACGCCCUCAGUGCAGCAUGCCUGUCAUUCCUGCACUCAUUGUUUGGUUCCAACUUGUUUUCGUAUUGUGUCAGGUCAUGUUUGCAUCUUAAUUACCAAAAUCAGGACAUUCCUCUGUACUAAAUAGAUAGUGAUCCAGUUUUCCAAGCCAAGACUGUAGAAACAAUGUCGCUUUCCUUGCUCUGUGUUUCGUCGCACUCCUUUUAAAGGUUCUUUCCUACUGUUGACCGAGGGCACUGCCACUGUCCAAGUCAUCAGCAAAUUCAAAUGAAAACUUGCGGUGAGAAGUUGUCCUAAUGGAGCAACGUCCCCCAAGGGACAAACAUUGAUUCAUUGUCAAUAUUUUCUGCCAACACAGCAAAACGCAAUGUGCAUCCGUGUUGUUUUCUUCCCUGAACGUCCUCGUGACUUUAUACCAAAGUUUAGCAGUAACUGCUCUGGAAAUAUGUGCUGCUUUUUUAAAAAAAAGUUUUGCCUUUCUUGUUUGUUUUAUCUUGUUUUUAUGUACAUUCUGUAAAGUAUGUCUAAAGACCCCUUUUUGUUACAUAGCCAUUACGCAAAUAUUAAAAAUGAAUUUUCAUAGUUCUGUUUGAA
Molecule: messenger RNA, 6043 nt
Organism: Betta splendens (Siamese fighting fish)
Lineage: Eukaryota; Metazoa; Chordata; Actinopteri; Anabantiformes; Osphronemidae
Gene: lrig2
Product: leucine-rich repeats and immunoglobulin-like domains 2
Exons: 18
Coding region: 512-3688 (1058 amino acids)
Molecular function (GO): protein binding
Source: RefSeq, a predicted model, not a curated record